AUGUAUAAAAAUGAACUAGACUACACUGCAAACUUAAAACUUAUCGAUGAUAUCACUAUAAAAGAAUUCAAGCAAUAUGAAGUAGGUCAUAGAAAGACAUAUUCAUAACCAGAUCAAGUCCAAUUAAAACGCCAACCUGAUAGAUUGGGUACAAACCAUUAUAAUUAUUACAAGAAAUUUUGAUCAAUUAAAGCAUCACUUUACAAAUGUAUCCAAGCAUCUUCAAAUAUAUAAAGAUUAAAGUUAAGGAAUUAGCAAAACCAUUGAAUUUUGUCUAUGAAUCUAACAAUACUUAAUGUUUGAUUAAGAUAUUUGUAUCAUCAAUAACUGAUAGUCCAAAUAUAUUAAAUAAUAGUUUAUAAGUGAUUGUAAAAAUAGCCAUUAAUAGACUAGAAUAAAUCAAGAUUUUAAUUUACAGAACCACCAUCUCAUAUCACAAAAUUCAAAUGCGAUUAUGUAUACUUGUCAAUAUACACUGACAAAUACACAGAUUUGAAGAUCAAAGCAGUAAUAGGGGUUCAUUAAUUGAACACGAAUAGAAGCCUUCAGAAAAGAUAAUAAACUCCAAUGCUCUAACUUCCUAGAGAAUUAUUGACAUCUCGAGAACCAGGCAGUUAUACUUAUCGAAGUAAUCUCUCAUGUAUGAUUAUUAAUCUGAAUGUUGGUAGUGCAUAAGCCGAAAACAAGCUCAUCAUUUAUUCGAUCUAAUAAGGAAUCGUAAGUGAAAUUCAAAUUAAUAUUGGAUUUUAAGAUAAAACAUACUAAACAAAAGAAUUCAUUAAUAGAAGAAAUGAUGAAAAAAAAGUCUACCAUAUAGUAUAAUAAGAAAGUGCAUUUGCUGGAAUCUUCUUACACUCAUGAAAUAGACAGGUUGCAAUCAAGAGUGCAAAGAUUAAGAAGUGAAAUCAAGUUCCAUAUCAGCAACAUUGAUAUCUUAUGGUUAGAAUUACUAGUUAUUACAUUGCUAGCGAAAAAGAUCAAACAUUAAUAUUAUGUAUGUCUAAAUUUAAAUAGAAACGAGUCAUGAGAAUAGUUAUUAGUAAUAAGGUUUAAGUUUGUUGUAGAAAGUUCAUGAGAAUUAUGCUAAACAAGAUCAGCAGCAGAUAUUAAAAUGGAAAAAAAGAGGCUGUCUAUCUUGACACAAAUAUUCUAUUUUAUUUUGGAGCUAAACUCAUGAGAAACAAUGCUACUAAAAGGGCUUAUUCCAUUCUCAAUCAUUUUCUGUAUAGAUAUGGUCAUCUUUCCAAUGGAAUGAAUAAAAUGCAAUCAUUUUAUUUGAAGAUUAAAUAUAUUUAACAGAAAUGGAAAUAAUUCAAGAAGUCUGAAUCCAACUACUUAAAUAGGGUUGCCGAUCAAAUUAUUGAUAAAUGGGGUUUUUUAUAUAGAGAAAUUAUUGGGGAACUGUAAAAUGCUCCUAAGUCUGCUCCUGCUCAAGACAAAAAAGUGCUCUUAGAAACAAUAUCUGAUAAUCUUAACAAUUACAAAAGAUCCUUUCUUUAAUUGAAUAAUAUAUUUGAGAAAUUGGCAAGUGGACCAACUGUUUUUAGACCAAUGAAUAAUAUUAUUAUGAAGGAUAUCAUGCAUCAAUAUGUAAUAAAAAAAGGCAAUAAAUUUUAAUGA
Paramecium octaurelia is the source of this 1620-nucleotide messenger RNA. Lineage: Eukaryota; Ciliophora; Oligohymenophorea; Peniculida; Parameciidae. The record is from the annotation of a GenBank genome assembly.